CCAGUCUUACUUGACAAUGGUCCACCGCACCCACUGGAAGCAGGAGGCUGCCUGGGAGGCUGGAGCAUCCCUGUUUUGUUAACCACCGACCCAGCAUCAGUGAACAAAAAGAAGCACAGCCAAAGCUUUCUGUUGACCAUCUGUGAGCAGACAUGGGAUGCAGGUGGGGAGGGAUUGCUCAUCCAUCGCUGAGUUAGCUGACUGAUGCUUUUUUAUUUUUUAAUUCAACAAAUACAUCCAACAUUAUGGCUAAACAGUACGAUGUGCUCUUCCGACUCCUGCUUCUCGGAGAUUCCGGGGUUGGGAAAACAUGUUUGCUAUGCAGAUUCACGGACAACGAAUUUCACCCGUCUCACAUCUCCACCAUCGGAGUCGACUUCAAAAUGAAGACGCUAGUAAUAGAUGGUAUCAAAGUACGGAUACAGAUAUGGGACACCGCAGGUCAAGAAAGAUACCAGACCAUCACUAAGCAGUACUACAGACGAGCACAGGGGAUCUUCCUGGUAUAUGAUAUCACGAGUGAGCGAUCCUUCCAGCACAUCAUGAAGUGGGCCAGUGAUGUGGACGAGUACGCUCCUGAAAAGGUCCGGAAGAUCCUCGUAGGCAACAAGUCAGAUGAGGUGGACAAAAGGCAGGUGGCCACAGAGCAAGGUAUCAAGCUGGCAAAGGCUUAUGGAAUGGACUUCUUUGAGACAAGUGCCUUCACCAACCAUAAUAUAACAGAGACUUUCACACGACUGGCUGAACAGGUGCUGGCAGCCAAUAAAAAGGACCUGGAUCUUCUCCGGAUGUCCGUUAAUGAUGAGAUUAAUCUCGCUGCGCUGGAGGAAGAGGAAGGACUCUGCGACAGUGCGGCGGGUGACCAAGGCAAAGGCUGCUGGUGUUAAAGAAAUACUUUAAAUAAAUGGUAUCACUAGACACUUUGCACGCUCUGGGCAAAAUGUGUCUCCUUUUGUCGUUUUGCUGAAAUAUAGAGGAAUGUCGAGCUGCCAUUUUUGAAACCAGCCGAUGUACGUCCCUCUGUUUCACUGAGCAUUGCCAAAGCAUUUGAGAGCAGUUUCAAGGACAAAGGUGGAAACUUUUUGACCACAAAGUGCCAAGUGUGUGGUGAAUUAACCAACAGAAGGUCCAAAUGUCAAGGUUUUACCUCAGUGGGACCUGGAUGUUCAUUGGCUCAUUCCUGCUCAGUUCAGUGUCUUUAAUGUAACCAAAUGCAAUCACUGUCCACUACAAUUGGCAUACAUAUGAACAGGCGUAAUAAAAAACUUCCAGAAGGAGCUGGAUUAGGAUUUUCUCAUCUUUUCUUUGGUAAUUUCUACAGUUUUCUGAUCUAGAGGAUAGGGAAGGACUCGGAAUUGUCCACCACUGACUUGAAACUUUUCACAAUGUUGUAUUUCACACUAUUUCCCAAGCGCUGUCUCUGAUAUUGUUCAUAGGGCCGGGUGCCUUGCAAAUCAACGAUGUGAUUGCUUACGUUUGGCCUUCAUCCACCCCUUUAGCGUUCUCCUUGAUGGUAUAAGCACUCCUGCACCCGUAGCCUUUUUUAUAACCAUUGAAUGCAUUAGCUGAAGUGUAAGAAUUUUACCACAAGAGGGUGCUGCAUGCUUUGCAAAAAAAAACAAAAAAAAAACAGCACACACGCCAGAGAAGUAUUCAGAGGAAAAUUGAAGCGAGUUCACAGUUUUUCUUUUCUUAAUGCGUUAUGAGUUUUUGUUUGUAAUUGCACUUGCAGUGGCUACCUUUAAUGUGAUGAAAUGAUUCUUAAUAUAUGCAGUCAUUGUCAUUGUUUUUGUCAUUAUGUUUUCAUGCAAAUGUUGGCCGCACAUGAAGGUUUACAGCUUCUAAUAUAAACCAUCCUGAUCAUUUGCUCCAAUGUAAGUAAGUCGUUAAUUAGGGGAAACAUCAAGAGCAAAAUGAUUCAAUUUCCUUGUAGCAGAACUGAAGAUAUUAUUCAUUUUAUAGUCUUUGUUUAUAACAGAAGAUAUCCAAGAGUACAGAUUUGAUAACUGACCCAUUGCAUUGUACAUACCAGGUUUUUCAAAGCAUCAUAGAUAGAGUCAUGAGAAUACGGCAUUAAUUUAACGUGUUACCAUUAGAGGGCUGCAUAAAAAGAGUCCACAGUGAUAUUCUAGAUGAAAUAUUCCCUCUGUGAAGAUAACAAUGUCUUGGUCAUUCUGUCCUUUUCCUCAUUGUUUUGUCCAGUGGAGAUUUCUUUUUUUCCCCCCUCUCCCAUCAGACAUAACAAGGGACAAGUGAGAGUUUUGCAUGCGAUCCACUCAUCCACUCUUCUUUUCCUUUUUUUUUUUUUUAUCGCAACUUCAAUGAAGUUAAUAAUCAACUGUUACCGUAAUACAAGUACAGCAUUGGACCAGAGUUGCCUGUUGAAAACAGAAUGACCAUCAUUGGACAAACUUUGGCUACAUUGCUUUUUGCAACUUAGUAAAAAAAUAAAUGCUACUCAAAACAAAUUGUUAAUACGUGCAACCGUGUAAAAUGACAGUAUGUCGUACUGACUGAUGUUCUGGACUAAGCUCCAGAUACACAAUGUUAUCUGUGUUGCUUUCAAGAACUGUUUUUUCUUUCUUUCUUUCUUUCUUUUCGACUACUUCAAAUUGUAUUUGUGGAACUAUAUUACAUGCAACAUGUAAAAUGCAACAUGUUAUUCUUGGAGAAAAGAUGUCAGAUGUUUAUGAGUAAAUACUUGCAGAUUUA
Larimichthys crocea (large yellow croaker) is the source of this 2712-nucleotide messenger RNA. It is a transcript of the gene rab15, whose product is annotated as RAB15, member RAS oncogene family. The transcript has 7 exons. The coding region runs from base 246 to 887 and encodes 213 amino acids. Gene Ontology annotation, biological process: Rab protein signal transduction. The record is from RefSeq and is a predicted model, not a curated record. NCBI's taxonomy places the organism in Eukaryota, Metazoa, Chordata, Actinopteri, Sciaenidae. Gene Ontology annotation, molecular function: GTPase activity; GTP binding.